GCCCUCAUGUCUACUCGGCACCUCUCACCACUGGGCUGUGGGAGCCGGCAGGUGGGUGGAGGCUCAGAGAGACGAAGGAGCUGUCCUGGGAUCACACAGCCUGUCGCUGGGGCCAGCGCUUUGUGGCCCAGCUCCCGAACCUGGCCUUGCCUGAGCCCCAGGAUAGGGGCGUCCACGGUGCUGGGGACAAGUCGGGCAGCCAAAGCCAGUCCGGGAGGUUGGCCACUCUUGCUUAACAGGCCUGCUUGGUCCUGACCCCUGCCCUCCCUGGGACACUGGUAGCAGGGGUGCCUGCCCACUCUCUGCCUGCUUUCCUCUCUGACCAGUCUCUGCCCCAGAUGUACACAGACACAACAGCCCCAGGCCUGGGAGCCCCCAGUCAGGGCUGCCCCUACGGGUGCACAGGGCAGCAGACAUAUGAGGGGCAGGGAUGCAUAAGCAUGUGUCCAGCUCUCUACGGCCCCUCCAGGGAGGACAGGGAAGAGGAGGGGAGGCUUGAGCCAGCAGGGACCCAGGGGACCCUGGAAUAAGGUGGGGGCGGGCCUGCUCCCUCCCUCCCUCCCUCCCUCCCCGCCCCCACCCCGGCCUGGCUGGGCUCCCAUCAGCCGCUGCUGCAUCAUCAAUAUUUCAUCGGCGUCAAUGAGAGGCAGCAGCGGGCCGGCGGCUGCGGCAGCACUCGCGCCGGCUCCUGUCACAGGUCACCCGGGGAGUCAGGCUCCUGUCCCUGCCUGCCGCCAUGGACGUCUUCAAGAAGGGCUUCUCCAUUGCCAAGGAGGGUGUGGUGGGCGCCGUGGAGAAAACCAAGCAGGGGGUGACAGAGGCGGCUGAGAAGACCAAGGAGGGUGUCAUGUAUGUGGGAGCCAAGACCAAGGAGGGUGUUGUGCAGAGUGUGACCUCAGUGGCCGAGAAGACCAAGGAGCAGGCCAACGCCGUGAGCGAGGCCGUGGUCUCCAGCGUCAACACUGUGGCCACCAAGACCGUGGAGGAGGCGGAGAACAUCGCCAUCACCUCCGGAGUGGUGCGCAAGAAGGACCUGCAGCAACCUGCCCCCUCGCAGGAGGACGAGGCAACCAAAGUGGAAGAGGAAGUGGCUGAGGAGACCAAGAGUGGGGGAGAUUAGAGGGCUGCAAGCGAGCUGAGGAGGCCCGGAAGAACACCCCAUCCUCUCCUGGUACAAGGAGUGUCUGGUCCUGGAGUGUGACCUAUGGGGCUGUCCACGGUCCCCGUGCCCUCACCUGGCCGCCCACAGGCUGGUCCUCCCAUGCUGCCGCCACCGCCUGCACCUCCAUCCCAUGUCUCCUCACCCCCUCUGGUCCUUCUGACCACACAGAUGCUGCUGUGAAUUUUUUUUUUAAUGAUUUUAAUGAUUCCAAAUAAAACUCAAAUCCCCAC
Molecule: messenger RNA, 1392 nt
Organism: Hippopotamus amphibius kiboko
Lineage: Eukaryota; Metazoa; Chordata; Mammalia; Artiodactyla; Hippopotamidae
Gene: SNCG
Product: synuclein gamma
Exons: 5
Coding region: 737-1120 (127 amino acids)
Biological process (GO): synaptic vesicle endocytosis; chemical synaptic transmission; synapse organization
Cellular component (GO): cytoplasm; axon terminus; neuronal cell body
Molecular function (GO): cuprous ion binding
Source: RefSeq, a predicted model, not a curated record